CUAUGCAACUACACACAAUUACACAAAAUUCUAUAAGCUGGACAAAUUUAAACUCAUCAAAUCGGCCACGAGCAUUGAGGAAAUUGCUGCAAUGGAACCGUCCGCUUGCGAAGGCGAGUUGGAGCCCACCCCAAAGGAAGACCUGAAGGCUUUCGAACGACGACUCACCGAAGUGGUUCUCUCGUACAGACCUCCGACGUUCCGAUGGCGCAUUCUACUGUCCGCCAUGUCGAUGUGCACGGCCAUCGGGGCCUGGUACUGGCUGAGGGAUCCACGCACCACAGUUGUGCCUCUGACGGAAUCCCUCUGGAUACACCCAAUCUUCACAGCGGCCACAGUAACCUUAAUUGUACUCUUUAUUUUAGGCAUACAAAAGUUGGUGAUAGCGCCGCAGAUCAUCACGUCGCGCACGCGUAAUGUGCUGGGAGACUUCAACAUGAGCUGCGAUGACACGGGGAAGCUGAUAUUGAAGCCCCGCCAAAGCAACAACAACAGCACAUGAGUCACCGACCGCUACGAAGACAAUCAAUUAGUUAAUGCAUCCAAAAACUAUCUAAAUAACUUUCCUCCAUGCCUAUUUUGUUCCGGACACUCUUGUUUUAUUCACGAAAUUUUAGCCUAUCUAUCCCCCUGGCCCCACACUACUCCCAUUUUCGUUUAGUUAUAUAAAAUUCAUUCUAAAAACAAAAAGAUUACUGUUAA
Messenger RNA from Drosophila persimilis, 702 nucleotides. It is a transcript of the gene Cnep1r2, whose product is annotated as nuclear envelope phosphatase-regulatory subunit 1 homolog. Lineage: Eukaryota; Metazoa; Arthropoda; Insecta; Diptera; Drosophilidae. The record is from RefSeq and is a predicted model, not a curated record. The transcript has 4 exons. Gene Ontology annotation, cellular component: cytoplasm; Nem1-Spo7 phosphatase complex. Bases 92 to 502 code for a protein of 136 amino acids.